Anopheles coluzzii is the source of this 10488-nucleotide messenger RNA. It is a transcript of the gene Atf3, whose product is annotated as activating transcription factor 3. Gene Ontology annotation, cellular component: nucleus. Lineage: Eukaryota; Metazoa; Arthropoda; Insecta; Diptera; Culicidae. The transcript is spliced from 7 exons. The record is from RefSeq and is a predicted model, not a curated record. Bases 2409 to 4688 code for a protein of 759 amino acids. Gene Ontology annotation, molecular function: DNA-binding transcription factor activity, RNA polymerase II-specific; RNA polymerase II cis-regulatory region sequence-specific DNA binding. Gene Ontology annotation, biological process: regulation of transcription by RNA polymerase II.
CGCAAGAAGGCGCGCGCGUGGUCGUGUGUGUCGCUUUGGCCGCGCACCGACCGACCGAAUGGAUGCGAAACUCAGCGGCUGCCCGCCAGUUUACAAUCGCACACGAAACGGACCGCACAUGACGGCAGUGACCGGAUCGCGAGCUUUGUCGCGCGAAACCCCUAAACCCGUACGCAAACCCGUGUCCCUGUUGUUGUCGUUUGCAGCUCGAUGCACCAAGCGCGUGACGCGACGGAAAAGCGCCGGGAAACUGUUAGCAGCCACGUUCAGUGUCGCGACAGUCAGCAUCGACCGAGCGGACCGUCGGCCGCAGUACCGGACGCUUCAGCGAGUUGCAGCACUCAGUGAAAAACGGCACUGCCGCCGGCCAGCAGAAUUACCACCCGGCUAGUGCGAACCACCACCACCCCCUGGGAGGGAAAAAGAGAAGUGCAAACCGUAAAGCGAAAGGUGAAUACAAAAUGUCACCCAGUGAAUGGGGAGGGUUGUGUGUGUGUGUGUCAGGUGCUAAAUGUUAAGUGUUUUAGUGUUAGUGUUUAUUUGCUAGCAGCAACAACAGAAAAAAUAACGUAAAGUGUAUAAAAUACAUACAGAAAAAAGAGAGGCAAAAGUGCAAAACAACACACAGUGAUACUCGAGUGAGUGAGUGAGCGAGAGAGAGAGUGUGCAGCAGCAUCGAAUGAACCGAAUCGGGCAGACGAAGUAGAGGAUUAACACUGUGCCCGAAGGAAGUUAUGACAGCUCGGUUUUAGUGAUUUUUCAUCCAAGCAGGCCGCGUUCGUUCUGUUGUGUGCCGAGUGAUCGCAGGAUAUCAACACACACCGGAAGUGCAAACGCUACACACACACACUGCUGCAAACGAGGACAACGGAGCAACGGUGACGACAGUGUCCAACAGGUAAUGCAGCGAAUCCUUGACCCAACAACAGAAGGGCAUUUUCUCAUGUUCCCAAUCCUCUUUCCGAACACGAUUGUCAGCCGAAAGGGAUUUAUCAUACGCCAGUGUAAGGGCGCACUUUGGGGGCGAUAGCGCUCUCGUUGCAGAUAAGCUUCCGGAUUCGUGGGCCGUGCGCGGAUUCACGGACACACAGCAAGUGCAUAAAUCAAUCAAUCAAACCCCGCGGCGUUCGAGCCGCACCGACGAAAGCGGCAAACAGUGCAGAGGACGCAGAGCCUUGAGCGAGCCCGUUUUCGAACGAUCCUAUACGCAGUGCCUUUCCAUAUUCGCUCGGGGAAGCAUUAUUCGGGCAAAAGCUAAUGUGCGCGCCCCAAAUGCAGUGCCCGGCCAAAGCAUCCGCGCGCCCUGGAUGUUUGAAGUGAUCGUAGUGCCAACGCGUUAAUGUCUGUGAACAAGAGUGCCGUUAAAGCGUACAAUUCUUUAUACGACGGAAAGUGCCGUGUAUGCUGUGUAGAUCAGGAACCGCUUUCCAGGCUCCAAGAGCUGCUGUGAAGUGGUUACAAAACAAAAACAAGGAACGAAAUCAGUCUUUCAGUCAACGACUGGCGCUGAGAGCAGCAAGCAUAUUGUGAUUUAAGUUAAUAUUGUACAGCAACAAUACCUUCAUAUACAACCACACACACAUACACAUAUACGCACAGAAACGUACAAUCAGUACUAUUUAAACAUACAACCCUAUUUAAACCUAUCGACGUCGACAGUUUGUGCAUUUGUGCUCGUCCCUGUCAGCAUCAUUCAGCACUAACAGUUUCAUCAAUAAGCGCAUUGUACAUCCCUGGUGCACUGAAAACUACCCAAAACCAAACUCGAAACACAAACACACACACAUUCGCGUGACACUAAGUGUACCAAAACACGUGCCCUUUAUUUCCGCAAGUGAACCACUUUGCGGCUAAAGCAGGAAGACACAAGGCGCAAGGAAUAUUCUUCCCAGUUCAAAAGUGUGCAAAGCGCAGAGUGCAUUCGAAAGAAAGAAAAAUCUGUGAUUAAAAUAAUUCUGUUUAUUUUGUGUGUUUGUUUGCUUUAUUUUAGUGACGGUCCCGAAAGUGUGUGUCUUUCGAUUUAUGUUUUCUUGUUUUCUAUACGAUCCGUUGCGACACUGGUUUCAACGAAGUUUUUUGUUAAAAGUGCCACGCCGUUACAAAGCGAACGAAACGAACAAACGACUCGACUUUUUUUUUACUAAGUUAAGUGCACAUUAGUAUACGCGUCGGAACAAGCAAGUGUUUACAGUACAAGUACAAGACAGCGGGCCCGAUCUUUCGAAGAUCCGGCGAUACGCGCGAUACAACUUAAGCCGGGAGAAUCAAAUUCGCCCGCCAUUUUUAGUCAUCCUGUCACCGCGUUCAGUUGCUAAGCAACGAAGCAGUGCAUCCCCAGCGCAUCAUCACCAAAACGACACGAUCGAGCGCGAUCGAAAAGGGAACAAACGCAACCCACACAUCAAAACAUGUUCAACACAAACCUCAGCCUCACGGUGCCAUCGCUCCUUAUCAUGGACGGUGGCACACCCAGGACGCCGGAGAUCCUCAACUCCCUGAUGGCCAUGACAAACCCGCUCGAGUACUCGUUUCCAGUGAACAACUCACAGACCUCACUGAACGACAGCCAUUCCAACAGCUCCGACUCUCCGCUGGACUCGCCCGCCAGCCAGCAACAUCAAUCACACCAGCAGCAGCUACACCUUCACACCGGCAAGACGCCGAGCGUACAACAGACAUGCUCGCAACUGAUCAAGGAAGGCGUGAAGCUGCUAAUUCAGAGCAAGCGCAAGCACAGCGGCGGAGACUCGAGCGAUGGGAAUGAAUCCAGCACACCGAAGGCGAAGGUAGCGCGACGGCGUGAUGCCUCCAUGACCGACCACCGGGAGACGAGUGAAGAUGACAUCGACUUCAAGUCGAGUCCUCGCUCGACUGUUGCGCUAACACCGGAAGACGAGGACCGGCGACGGCGACGCCGCGAAAGGAACAAAAUCGCCGCCACCAAGUGUCGCAUGAAGAAGCGCGAACGUACGGUGAACCUGAUCAACGAAUCGGAGACGCUCGACGCCCAGAACAGGGAGCUUAAGUCGCAGGUCAGCAAGCUGGAGACGGAGUAUCGGAAGUUGGUGGAGAUCCUGCAGGCGCACGGUCCAACCUGCGUUCAUCAGAAUGGCUAUCAACCGCUUCCCUCCCUGUCGACCAUUAUUGGAGCCGGUGUGGCUAGUACCAGCACCAGCACCAGUAGCAGCAGCAGCACCAGCAGCAGCAACAACAGCAACAAGUAUCUGAACGAUUUGACCUAUCUCGAUCAGGACCAAGCGAGCGGCCAGGGAGAGAUCAAGUACUCGGAGUGCUUGAAGUCUGGAGUUGCCUCCAGUACCGGAUCACCAAUGGAUGGCUUCCACAACCAAGACUCUCUGCUUCCGCCCGGAUACUGUAAGCUUUCUCCAACGGAACCCAACAGCUUCCUGCUUGAAUCACCAUCCGAGUUACCCGGCACGGGAGAUCAAACGGCCAAAUCGGAAUACAUUCCCGGUCCAGCAGUGUCUGUCGCAUCCUCCACCACUGCUCCCCAGCCUGCUCCCAAGAAUGGACGUUCGAAACCUGGACCCAAGCCGCGACAGUCUAGAGCCCAGAACAAAACCACUCCCUCAGCGACAGCCACAUCUACUACCGCAACGAAUCUUCCGUCUCUGAAGAGCAACGCCAGCAUCAUCAACACUACUACGACCACCACUACGACCACCCCGUUCGGCACGAAAGGAAACCCACUCAUUGCAGCCACCCUCAUGACCACGACGCCCUCCUCUUCGCCCUCAUCCGUACCUUCACCCCUAACUGGAUCCCACUCUUUGUCGACGGUGAAUCCAAUCAUCAAUUCUAUCGGAGGCCUCGGCACGACGGACGACGAUGACUUCAUACUGAAAAACGAACUCAUCGACACGCACAGCCCCUACACGACGGUGCAGAGUGCGGAUCGGUUCCUGUUCGAUGCCACGCUCGAUCUGUACAACAACAACGCGCACAGCCCGCUGACAGCAGGGCUCAACUGUGCCACCUCACACCAGCAACACCAGCAUGCACAACAGUCGCAACACAACCAUCACAUGCAGCAACAGCAGCAGCAGCAGCAGCAACAUAGUGCCACACUCAACAACAACAACCCCAGCAUGGUAAACGAAAAUGACAAACUCAAUCACCUGAACGCGAUUAAAGACAACACCUCCAACACGCUGCUCGAGUUCGGUGCCAGCUUCGAGACGCUUAAACCCGCCACAGUUGACUACACGCAGCAUCAGCAGCAAGCCCAACACUCCAACGGAAUGCAUCAUCAGCAACAGCAGCAACAGUCACAGCAACAGCUAGAUAGCCUGCUAGUCGUUGGGGACCCUACCCUUGGGCAUCUUCUUCAUCAUCAACACCAACAAAACCAUCACCAGCACCAUCACCACCAACAGCAGCAGCAGCAGCAGCAACACCAACAACAGCAACAUCAUCAACACCAGAUGCAACACCAGCAACAACAUCACCAACUGCAGCAUCAUCUCCAACAACAUCACCUUCAGCAACAGCAACAACAUCAACAUCACCUCCAUCAGCAGCAGCAACAACUCGUCACCAACACGUUGGAUCUGCUCGGAUCGGCUGCGAACGAUAUGUUCCUACUGGCCGACGAUGAUCCGACAGGUUUCACCGAUCUCGACAGCGGUAUAACGGCGUACAACAGCAUCAACGGGUGUCUGGCGUGACCCACAUCUUUCGAUCUGUAAAAUCCUCCCCAAGCACAAGCGAACCCUCAAACCCUUGGGGAGAUGAUCCUUUAGGGAUCUUGGGGAAACUGUCUGAGCUCUAAUCGUGUCUAAUCGUUAAACGUGAUCAAUUUACCGCAAGUAUCUCUCGAAAUGUCUAUUCUACUACACUGCGGAGGUGCGUCUUUCCCGAAGCCUAAUGUACUUGUUUCGCCUGUUUUGAAAGCUGCUGCUGCUCCCGCUGUGUCCCUUUCCUUUACGAGUUCCUUACUUGACCGUCUUCCAUCACGCCCGAUAGGUUAGCACGUAAACGAUUUUUUUCCUACUGAAUCGUCCCUUUGGGCUCUACAACUUUACUACUAACCAGUCAGCUAUUUGUACAACAGGUUGUUCUAUGUACGAAAUUGAGGUAAGGUGUCAUCUUCGCUAAACCAACCGAGACCACACUCUGAAGACCCAGAGAUGUCCCCAACAUUACCCACCAUUGAGUCGUAAUGUCUCCAAAAUACUCUCGCACAAACAUACAACAUUCAUCAAACAUUUGAUCACUGUGAGUCUUGUGGCUUGUGUAACUUCCCCAAUGCGUCCCAGGAAAUUACUUUCUUUUUUUUCUGUUCUGCAAUGGAAUUUGUUGCGUUUUGGUUUGGUGUCUACCAGCUAUAACCCACAUCAAGUAAAUGACAGCGUGGAAGAACACAACAAAGCACACACAAUAACGCUGAAUGGAAACAGAGGAAAUGAGAUGGCGAAAAUGUAAAGAUCGGAAAUGCAUUCCUUUUUCGUGUGUAAGGUUCAAUAAUCGUAUCUCAUUUUAUGACUACUAUUGUAUGGUACACUAUUACUGAAUGUUAUUAAUAUUAUUAUUAUUAUUAUUACUAUUAUUAUUCUCUUAUUCCUACUACUGACUAUUAUUCUUAUUGUGGCUAUCUUGUUUACCGUUUUCUUUACCUUUUCGGUUCUGCUCUUUCCAUUUGACACAUGUUUCAGAAUCGUUGUGUGCGCUUGUUGUUGUUUUUUUUUGUGUUUCUUUCCACUGCCAUUUUACUUGCUGGUUUUGGCUGCACUGUGUUCCAUUCUUUCCGUCGUAUUUUGCAUACACCCGAAAGAGCGGGAAAGAGAAUUGGAAUUUUGCAUAUAUAUCUCCCACUUUUGGCGUUGUUGUGUUCAUGUUCUUGUGCUUCUUCACACCCGCAAGCUAAUUUUUGUCAACCAGCAGAAUAUUCCUCUUCCCAAAAGCUACAUCUCCCUACCCCCUUUGUUUAUAUAUGGUGGUCUUUCCUUCUUUUUUGGCAAAUUUGAAUACUGUCCAAACCUUUUUUUUAGUUUUCAAAGGUAUAAAACUCAGCUUGCAUGUGGCAGUGUUGUCAAAAGUGUACCGUGGGCUCGCGCCAUAAGACGAGUGCUGGAAAUGGAAGUUAAAAACGUUGCAUGGUAACUGGACGGAGCAUUCAACCUCGCGUGAGAGGUGCGUUCGCACGCGCUCUGUACCUUAUCAUGCAACUGCAUGGAAAAGACACGAAAAAAGUAUUUUCAACCUUAUGUUGACAUUUUCUGCUGGUUUCAGUACAGCGGUGUAUGUCUGUCAAUGUAAAUUCAUUAAUUAAAUUACCAUUUGCACGGUACGCUGUCUCCCCUCUGCUGAGUAGGAGCCGGGGACGGCACUGGCACAAAAAAAAAACUGGCACAAGAUUAAACCAUAUUUGACUGUCCAUUAUUGGGAUUAUCGGCAGAGUAAUGCUGAUUGAUGUACGAUGGAAAGCAAUGGUAGAAGAAUCUCACAAACAACAGCAACCAAAAAACAAACGCUCAGCUUCCGUUUAUGACGAUCUACUGCAAACGAGAAGUAUCCCCGAUUGGUCCUCAAACCUCAACAUUCCAAGCGCGAAACCGAAAACGACACCUUCUACUACUAGCACUGCACUGCAGCGACGAGUACACGAGGCGCAGAUGGCGGAAGCGUGGUUCAAAGCAAAUAUAAUUAACUUAAUGCAUAAUCAUAACGAUACCAAUAAUUACCAUUCGUUCGCGAGUUCUGACUACUAUCGUAUUUGUGAAAAAAAUGAAGAAGAGCUGUAGCUCUUUCUUCUACUUCGGACUGAUCCUUAAAUGUCACUUACAAGCACCAACGGAAAGUUACCAACUACCUGUACAUCUCUCUAUCUCUCUGGUGGUCUAUAGAAGCCAAACGGAAAGUUACCAACCGAUUGAAGCAAACAAACAAACAAAAAUGUAGAAACUAUAAUGUUUCAUUGCGUUAAGUUUUUUUUCUAGAUAUAAUCCUGUACUAAAUGGAUUAAAACAAACCUUUUUGAUGGACCCAUAUGGAUAAGGGCUGAGGAGUUUGUUGCUGAUGUGUUGCUGCCCCAUAAGGGCAAAUCACAAAAUCUACGGGUGCCAUACUAUUAUCGUGUAAGUGUACGGAUACACACUACCAGUACACGAGAGCAUACAAUACCAGUCAAUUAGUAUUAGCCGUUUUCUCGUUCAUGACUUGAUGAGGUUUUGUUUUUUGUUUUUAUUUACAUUUCAUCUAUUUACCCUUAAUCUCACCUAGUGAUUAGUUAUGGUACAUCAAUCUCGUUUAAUGUAAAACGGUAAAUACUUAGUCUUCCUCUUAGCGUUCUACCUGUUUUGUGUUGCGCCGGGAGUUUUGUUUAAAUAAUUAAUAUAUUCUUGCUUUGAACGUACGCGCGCCAUCUGUUCCGCGUACUCGUACUUGCACGCUAGGGCCCUUUCUUCCCAGUUAGAUCUCCCAUCCCUUCGUUCUUCUAAAGGCCAUUUAACAGCAACAGCCUCCACAAACAGCAACAACAACAACCAAGACCAAUUUAAUAUUAGCUAGAUUUGGAUUACUGUAAACGUACUAUUUAAGCGUAACAAUCGACCGAAAGCUUACUGUGAAAUCUAGGAUAUAGGAUAUGAUAGAGGUACGAUAAUUGCUGUAGUGCUGCAUUUCAAACCCAACUGCAGCGAAACUGCACACCCACAGCAGCCGACUGCAAUGUGCAAUGUGUGUUCGUCGUGCAGUGUGUGUGCACUACGACACUACGAGUAUAUAUUAUAUAUAUUUAUCAAACUAACACUGGUCAGGAGCCUUAAGCAGAAGAGGAAAGGAGAGGCCUUCUGUUACGCUGGGCAAGUGAGCAGCUUCCCAAGGUGGUUUAUAGCAUAGAAGGUAAAGUGUCGGCUAAGGCAAACAUUCAAACUGUAUACCAUUUUAAAAGCAAACUCAUCUCGUUCACCUCCCCUCCCAUUGGAACAAUUAGAGCCUUUCAAAUAGCCUUUGAGAGCAGUGUGUGUGUUUGCUACUGCUUGGUUGGUCUUCUCAGUUGGUUAUAUACUCAGGUGGCUGGGCGUGCUGCUUUUGGCACGAAUAUUUGGAAGCUUCACUUGUUUUGUCCCAAACCAUCCACAUUCCCUCUCUCUCAUCUUCUUACCGCAGAGGGGAGGAAGGGCAGGAAAGGAGGACGUCUUAAUCGAACCGCCUAUUCCUUCCGAUCCAUCCAGAAGACGAGAACUGGGGAUGGAGGAUGCAAACAAAAAUGCAAAAUGUGUGAAGCUAACAUCAAAUCCAUUCGAAAAGCUGCCACUAACGCCACCAAAUCCAUCGCAUGCCUUACUGUAAGAAAGUGAGCGGAAAAAAGAAGUUUAGCAGUACAGUUUAAAAUUCAUUAUCAAAACUGGAUAAAAUGCCUUCCUAUUUGGAUGAAUAGGUUAUAAUGCAUGUUACUAGUUAUUUCGUCAAAAGAGAAACAAACAAACCCGAACGAAACAGAAUUUCAAAAGAAAAACGCAAAGAAGCAGGAAAACAUUACUAAACAAAACAUAAAUAUACAAAACAAAAAACGAGAGAAAAAUAGACAAAAAAUAUUAACAUUCAAAUGCUAUUCGCAUACACGUUUUGCGCUAUAGGCCUUAGCUGUUUACACGCCAAACGGGCGUACGUGUCAUUGGGUAGAUGUUUCAUUCUUAUGGUUUAAUGCAAUGCAUUAUACACUCGGGGCAGGACCAAUUUCAAAGCGCUUUACCUUUUCUUUUACCGUGUACCAAUCGAUAAGAUGAUACGCUGAAGGCGAAGGAUAAAAACAAACAAACAAACAAACUAUUGGAAAAACCCAUUAAAACGUUUUGUUUUCUAAAAUAUUAAGUGUGAUAUAGAAAAAAAAAAAAGAACGCAGGCAUACGAAAAUUAGAGGACAACAGAACGAAGGAUAUUAACAGAGGAGCUAGGGGGGCGAUCGGUGAAGGCGAUCGGUCUUAUUCUAAAAGGGUGAUAUAUUACUUCUUAAAUCAACAACUUUCAAAAACGAGUUACGAUAUUUGAUACUCUUAAUUUCAUUCAGUGGAUCGUAAAAUCAAUAGAGCUUUUCCUUAAAAGUACACCCAAUUUUCCCUAGAGCGUUCUUUGACCCAAAAAUAUAACAGGAAAAAGCUUCCAACGAUCCCAAGCGCCGCGGCUAGUCGACCUUUGUCUACGUUAUUUCGUAUGCGCACGGGGAAGCGAAAACUAUUCAAUGAAAUUUUUUAUUCUACUUUGUACCUGGCUACCGUUGGCCUCGUGUGUUCACCGUUGACGAACGAAACGCACCGCCGUUGCACACGGGCAGAAAAGAGAAACAGAACAAAAAGUGGUUAAAAUCAGAAAAAAAGACUCACAUCGAAUACGAAAAUCUCCUCCCUUGACACAACUUAAUCGCUUUGUGCGCGCACAACACACACCAACACACAGUAAAGACAGUAGAAUGGAUCAUAAUCCGUUUGGAAACUAAAAGACAGCCAUCACUUUCACACACUCUAGGAUCGAUCCUUGCAACCAUUGCAAGGGUUUGCCUGGAGCCUGGAGCCAUCAAAUGAAGUACAAUAUUUAUAGCCAAACGUCUGCGCUUGGAAUAAAGAAGCUAACAUUGUCUUUCUAUCCCGUAUCUUGUGUGCUUCUGUUGUUAAUGCAAAAACAAAUAUGCGUAAGGCAAUAAAGGGAAAAAAACAAUAUGCUACAAUACAAGCGAAAGAAAGGGCUGCCUUAGGAAGCAUUCUAGUAACAGCAUAGCUAUCGUGUAAUGUAAAAAGGAGUAAAAAUGUUAACGAUAAACAGAAUGCACACUAAACAGUAUUGUGUUGUCUCUAAAGUGACCGUUAGUGUGUCCACUGUCCUAAACUAACGUUCACAAUGUCGUUGUGUGGCCCAUUUGUCUCAAAGCCUCAGCAUAUUCGUCGCAGCUUCCAUGUACGCACAAAACAUACGCACACACACAGUAAACCAGGGAGGUGUUCGCGCAUAACUGUUGCUAAUGUGUCUUACAUCAACCCGCAAACUUAGUACGCAAAAGGGUAUAUGACAGCAUAGCUGACAACAGCACAGAAACGAUUAGAAUGGGAAAGGAAAGCCUUGAGAGGACUUAAAAAGGAAACGAGAAUGAGUCACGAUAUUCUUCCGCCUUGUUAGAAAGAUUGCAAAAAACAAUCAAUAAUAAUUCAAAUCGGUCGAUAUACAUGGUGUGCUGGCGUGCAAGUCUAUUUACAAAUCAGCAAAUGUGCAGCAAUACCAAGCUUCACAAUGUUCGAUAAUGCUCGUGUGAUGAAUCAGUAUCAAACGCGGUGUAGUGUGUGUUAAGAGAACAGAAACAACAAAAACGAAACAAGCAGACGCGUUAUUAUCUCGUAUCGUAAAAUGGUAAAAGUGUUUCAAAGCGCAACCACAUUUAAAAAAAAACCAAGCUGUGUCACAAAAUCGAAACCAUGAAGGAGAAAAAAUAUAUACACAUAAACAAUAUCGGACUAAAAUAGCCCAAUAUAACAGCAA